CUCCCACAAUGCACCGCAGCUCGAGCUGCCUAACGCUCUAUAUAAAGGCUGGGGGGGGGAGAGAGGGAGGGGUGCCGUGGAGAAGGGACACACAGCCGACAGAAGGGAGCCAGGACAGCAGCCUCAACGCGCAGCGCCGUCACAGAGAGAGCAGUUGGAAGUAUACCUUCAAACCUAACAGAUCAUCAUGUCAGAUAAACUGAAGAACGCCAAGAUCAUCUUUGUUGUGGGUGGUCCUGGCUCAGGGAAGGGCACCCAGUGUGAGAAGGUGGUGGCCAAGUAUGGCUACACCCACCUGUCCUCAGGUGACCUGCUCCGCGCGGAGGUGGCCUCUGGAUCUGAGAGGGGCAAACAGCUGUCCGCCAUCAUGCAGAAGGGAGAGCUGGUCCCCCUGGAUACGGUGCUGGACAUGAUUAAGGAAGCCAUGAUCGCCAAGGCCGACGUGUCCAAGGGCUACCUGAUCGAUGGCUACCCCCGCGAGGUCAAGCAGGGCGAGGAGUUCGAGAAGAAGAUCGGGGCGCCGUCCCUGCUCCUGUACAUCGACGCCAAGUCGGAGACCAUGGUGAAGAGGCUGAUGAAGAGGGGCGAGACCAGCGGCCGGGCCGACGACAACGAGGAGACCAUCAAGAAGCGCCUGGACCUGUACUACAAGGCCACGGAGCCCGUCAUCGCCUUCUACCAGGGCCGCGGCAUCGUCAGGAAGAUUGACUCCGAGGGCUCUGUGGACGACGUGUUCAGCAACGUAGCCAAAGCCAUCGACAGCUUGAAGUAAAGCCGCCCCUGCGCGAGGAACUCUGUUUUUUUAUUUUUUAAAUUUUCCCGCCUCAACGAUACGAACUGCUGACCGACGGCCGGGGGCCGACGCCGGGCCUCGGAGGCUCAUCUCUGCCUUAAUUCGAGCGUCGCUUCGACGCCGGAGCGCCGUUAUCCUGACUCCCCCCCCCGGCCCCGCCCCGUCCCGCCGCUCCGCCGCCGAGGACCGACACCUGCGCACCCGUCAUCUGUCCGCCGUCGCCCGCUCCCCCUGUUCUCUCUUCUCUUUUCAUAAAAGCUCUCUCACUCCAUCCCUGUUCUGUGUCUGCCAUUAAAAUGCCAUCUUCACGUCUCUGACCGAA
This is a messenger RNA of Anguilla rostrata (American eel), 1115 nucleotides long. It is a transcript of the gene ak1, whose product is annotated as adenylate kinase 1. Gene Ontology annotation, cellular component: cytoplasm. The record is from RefSeq and is a predicted model, not a curated record. The transcript is spliced from 7 exons. Gene Ontology annotation, molecular function: nucleoside diphosphate kinase activity; AMP kinase activity; ATP binding. NCBI's taxonomy places the organism in Eukaryota, Metazoa, Chordata, Actinopteri, Anguilliformes, Anguillidae. Gene Ontology annotation, biological process: nucleoside triphosphate biosynthetic process; ATP metabolic process. The coding region runs from base 188 to 772 and encodes 194 amino acids.